This is a messenger RNA of Thamnophis elegans (Western terrestrial garter snake), 827 nucleotides long. RefSeq names its product anionic trypsin-like. Gene Ontology annotation, molecular function: serine-type endopeptidase activity. The transcript has 5 exons. NCBI's taxonomy places the organism in Eukaryota, Metazoa, Chordata, Lepidosauria, Squamata, Natricidae. The record is from RefSeq and is a predicted model, not a curated record. Bases 1 to 744 code for a protein of 247 amino acids. Gene Ontology annotation, biological process: proteolysis.
AUGAAAGUGCUGUGGAUCUUUGCCUUCCUGGGAGCAGCAGUUGCUGCCCCUUUGAAUGAGGAUGAUGAUGACAAGAUUGUUGGAGGAUUUACCUGUCAGAGAAAUUCUGUCCCUUAUCAGGUUUCACUCAAUGUUGGUUACCAUUUCUGUGGUGGCCCUAUCCAUGACCAAUGGGUUCUUUCAGCCGCUCAUUGCUUCAAACGCCCACUCAGUGUGAAACUGGGAGCAUACAAUAUUAGGAACCCAGAAGGAGAUGAACAGAUUAUCAAGGCUGAAAAAAUAAUUGUCCAUCCAAACUACAACUCUUGGCUCUUGGAUCAUGACAUCAUGCUCAUCAAAUUGGAAAAAUCACCUGAAUUUUCCAGAAGUGUCGCACCCAUCCACCUCGGCUAUGGAUGUCCAGCUGUUGGUACCUACUGCCUUGUCUCAGGAUGGGGUAACACUCUCAGUGAUGGUGUAAACUACCCUGAUUACCUGCAGUGCCUGCAGGCUCCAAUCCUAAGUGAUGAGGAAUGCAAAGCUGCUUACCCAGGACAAAUUAGUGAAAACAUGGUCUGUGUUGGAUAUCUAGAGGGUGGCAAAGAUUCUUGUCAGGGGGAUUCUGGCGGUCCAGUGGCUUGUGAUGGGUUCCUCCAGGGCAUUGUCUCUUGGGGAAUAGGUUGUGCCCUGCCCGGCUAUCCUGGAGUUUACACCAAAGUCUGCAAAUACAUUGACUGGAUCCAUGAGACCAUUGCUGCUAACUGAAGCAGCCACUUUCCUCUUAUUCCAACCUUUUCAUGUGCUUCCUCUUAAUAGAAUAGGGAAUAAAUAGAGGCUGAUUUCCAAAA